This is a messenger RNA of Nanorana parkeri, 1094 nucleotides long. Its product is annotated as leukotriene B4 receptor 1-like. Bases 4 to 1077 code for a protein of 357 amino acids. Gene Ontology annotation, molecular function: complement receptor activity; leukotriene receptor activity. The transcript has a single exon. Gene Ontology annotation, biological process: complement receptor mediated signaling pathway; inflammatory response; positive regulation of cytosolic calcium ion concentration. Gene Ontology annotation, cellular component: plasma membrane. NCBI's taxonomy places the organism in Eukaryota, Metazoa, Chordata, Amphibia, Anura, Dicroglossidae. The record is from RefSeq and is a predicted model, not a curated record.
UCUAUGAUUACUCCAAAUUUCACAACAUCUGCAAAGAUUCCAGCACCAUCUUCUGGAUCUGGAUCUGCCAGCCUUGGGAUUGCCAUCCUAUCAAUUGCUUUCAUCAUUGGAUUUCCAGGCAAUGCUUUUAUCAUCUGGACUAUAUUAACCCGAAUGAAAAAACACACAGUAACCUGCCUACUCAUUUUGCACUUAGCUAUGGCAGAUGUCAUGGUCAUCCUCACAGCACCGUUUUUUCUCCAUCUACUAUCCACUAGAAGCUGGGUAUUCGGACAUGUCAUUUGUAAGAUGUGUCAUUAUGUGAGCUGUCUGAGUAUGUACGCCAGCAUUUUUCUGAUCACCUUCAUGAGCAUGGAUCGUUUUUUAGCUGUAGCAUUUCCUUUCACUUCUCAGAAAGUGAGAACAAAACCAGUUGUCAGGGGCAUAGUGUUUUUAAUCUGGGUGCUUGCAGCUUUGAUGUCCAUUCCCAUGAUAUUUUACCGUGAUGUUAAAUUCUUCCUCGGUCCUCCUCUCUGCAUUCCAUUUCAUGGUUCACAAAAUGACACUUCAACUACUAAACAUAUAAUUUUUCAGUAUAUGUUUGAAACUAUAAUAGGCUUCAUCAUCCCAUUCACAGUCAUCCUGUUCUGCUAUGUUUUCAUUGGAGUGAGGCUACGCAGUGCCAAAUUUCUGACCAAGCGUAAGACAAGUCGGCUGGUAAUCAUGAUUAUAGUGACAUUUGCCCUUUUCUGGCUUCCAUAUCAGUUAGUAAAUAUGAUACAGGUGUCAGGGGAGAUGUUCUCCUCAGACAAACUAAGAAAAGUAGCUCGGUUUGCCAGGCCUAAUGUCACAGCCCUUGCCUUUCUCAGUAGCAGUGCUAAUCCUAUUUUGUAUGUGUUUGCUGGCGGGAAUUUUAUUAGGACUGCUGGUGUGGGAUUCAUGGCCAAGCUCUUUGAAGGCACUCAUUCUGAGACUUCCAGUUUCCGUAAAAUCUCCCAGGUCUUCCGUCAAAGAAGCCAAACUGAAUCUGUGGAGUUGGAAAAAUGCAAAGAGUAUCCAGAGCAGAGUAAAAUGUUUUCGACCAAUCAAAGUGAUUGACAGUAGGAAGACGAAAA